UGGGACAGCAGGAGGCAGACCAGAGACUGGGUGGCUGCAUCUCCAGCCAUGGUGCCUGUGUUGCUCUCCUUGAGUGUGUCCUGCCUGGGUCUGUGGGCUUCUGGACUGAUCUUGGUCUUAGGCUUCCUCAAGCUCCUUAGUCUGCUGCUGCGGAGGCAAAAGCUGGCCAGGGCUAUGGACAGCUUCCCAGGACCCCCCACCCACUGGCUCUUCGGACACUCCCUCGAGAUCCAGCAGACGGGGAGCCUGGACAAGGUGGUGUCCUGGGCCCACCAGUUCCCCUACGCCCACCCACUCUGGUAUGGGCAGUUCGUUGGCUUCCUGAAUAUCUAUGAGCCUGACUAUGCCAAAGCUGUGUAUAGCCGAGGGGACCCUAAGGCACCAGAUGUUUAUGACUUCCUCCUUCAGUGGAUUGGGAAAGGCCUGCUGGUCCUUCAUGGGCCCAAGUGGUUCCAGCACCGCAAGCUGCUCACGCCUGGCUUCCAUUAUGAUGUACUGAAGCCCUAUGUGGCCCUGUUUGCUGACUCCACCCGUGCCAUGCUGGACAAGUGGGAGGAGAAGGCUCGUGAGAAUAAGAGCUUUGACAUCUUCUGUGAUGUGGGCCACAUGGCGCUGGACACGCUCAUGAAGUGCACCUUUGGCAAAGCAGACACUGGCCUGGGUCACAGGGACAGUAGCUAUUACCAGGCAGUCGGUGAGCUCACUCUGCUGACACAGCAGCGCAUCGAGUCCUUCCAGUACCACAACGACUUCAUCUACUGGCUCACCCUCCAUGGUCGCCGCUUCCUGCGUGCCUGCCAGGUGGCCCACAACCACACAGACCAGGUCAUCAGGGAACGGAAGGCAGCCCUGCAGGACGAGAAAGAGCAGGAGAAGAUCCGGAAGCGGAGGCACCUGGACUUCCUGGACAUUCUCCUGGGGGCUCGUGAUGAAGAUGGGAUCAAGCUGUCAGAUGCCGAGCUCCGCGCUGAGGUGGACACGUUCAUGUUUGAAGGCCAUGACACCACCACCAGUGGCAUCUCCUGGUUUCUCUACUGCAUGGCCCUGUACCCUGAGCACCAGCAGCGUUGUCGGGAGGAGGUGCGUGAGGUCCUUGGGGACCGAGACUCCUUCCAGUGGGAUGAUCUGGGCAAGAUGACCUACUUGACCAUGUGCAUCAAGGAGAGCUUCCGCAUCUACCCGCCCGUGCCCCAGGUGUUCCGCCAGCUCAGCAAGCCCGUCAGCUUCGUGGAUGGCCGCUCCCUACCCGCAGGCAGCCUGGUCUCUCUGCACAUCUACGCCCUCCAUAGGAACAGUGCAGUGUGGCCCGACCCUGAGGUCUUUGACCCCCUGCGCUUUUCCUCUGAGAAUGUGGCCAGGCGCCACCCCUUUGCCUUCAUGCCCUUCUCCACUGGGCCCAGGAACUGCAUUGGGCAGCAGUUUGCCAUGAACGAGAUGAAGGUGGUCACGGCCCUCUGCUUGCUGCGCUUUGAGUUCGCCCUGGACCCCUUGCGGCUGCCCAUCCCGUUGCCUCAGCUGGUCCUGCGGUCCAGGAAUGGCAUCCAUCUGCACCUGAAGCCGCUGGGCCCGGGCUCUGGGAAGCAGCUCUGCUGAGAGUAGGGCCCCGGACAGGCCAUGCCAUGGCCUGUCCCUGGGCACCGCCCUCCCCAGGCUGGGUUGUGCAGUAGCUGUGGCUCUCUGCCUUCCGGGGGCUUGUAGAUUAGAAGGGGAGGAGGCACUGGCGUAGACAAUCACCUCGAGGGCAGGGCCAUGUUGUCUAUAAGUGCUUAUCAUGCCUGUAUGUCUAGGGCUUGCACCUACUCGCUUCUAGAAUCUUCACUUAUCUCCCAUAAUUGGCAGUCUUUUUAAAAUGUAGCAGAAAGUUACAUCCAGCCUCUGUGACCUCAAUGGAAAUUGUGCCUCAGGAUUCAUGGUUAUGACCAGGCACUCACCCACCCCAUGUGACAGAGAGGUGGCUUUGUCCCUUCACUGAGAUGUGCUUCUUUGUUUCACUUCUGUGUGUGUAUUUGGAAUAUAACAGAAAUAAGUAAAAAUUGCCUAAAGCACAAA
This is a messenger RNA of Equus quagga, 2049 nucleotides long. RefSeq names its product cytochrome P450 4B1. The record is from RefSeq and is a predicted model, not a curated record. Gene Ontology annotation, molecular function: monooxygenase activity; heme binding; oxidoreductase activity, acting on paired donors, with incorporation or reduction of molecular oxygen. Bases 49 to 1593 code for a protein of 514 amino acids. NCBI's taxonomy places the organism in Eukaryota, Metazoa, Chordata, Mammalia, Perissodactyla, Equidae. The transcript is spliced from 12 exons.